CACGCCCCCCAGUUGCUGGGCUCCUUUGAUGUGGAGGCGGAGGGUGCACUUUCGGGUCCUCCCCUUCUCUCGGCCGAGGGCUGGCACUUGCGAACGUCACGGCGAGCGGGCAGUGCGGCCGAGGCGGCGGAACUUGCGGGCGCGAUGGCUCUGCUGACGGACAUGCUCCUGCUGCUAUCGGCGGCCGCAGCUGCCCUGGGAUCUGUGGAGGUCUCUCUCCCGGAACAGGUGAACGCGGAGGUGAUGCACAGCGUGACCAUCCCCUGUACGCACACCAUCACCGGUUCCCACGGCAACAUCAUGGUGGAGUGGUUUAUGCUGAACAAGAACAGCAAUCGGGAGCGUAUUGCCUACAAGGACCAGACGAGCAGCAUAGUGGAUCCCAACACAGAACUCACGGACAGGGUAUCGGUGGAUGCAGACUACAGCCUGACCAUCAGCCCUGUUCAGUUGCAGGAUGAACGAUCGUUCCUCUGUCAGGUCAUCGCUGGGGCCGCAGGCAGUCAUGAGGGCAAGACUGACCUGAAGGUGUACGAUUCCCCGGAACGGCCGGAGGUGACAGCAAACCCUGCCAUCUUGUCAGUGAUGGCACCUCUCCUGUCAGAGAUCGGAAGCUGCACCAGUCGGAAUGGAUACCCUGCACCCUCACUCAUCUGGUAUAAGGAUGGAUCAGCCCUUAACACUGUUACCACCCACAACCAGGAGAUGUACAUGACGCCCCGGGUGGUGAAGGAAGCCAGUGGCCUGUACACAGUCAGCAGCCGCCUGUAUCUGCGACUACACCGUGACGACAGGCACUCACAGUUCCACUGUAGGGUCCAGUACCUGACUGCUGCGGGGAACACCCUGUGGCUCGACUCGGACCCCUUCAACAUCUCCCUGCAUUACCACACCGAACACGUGACCUUUAACCUUGACUCGGACACUGACAUCAAGGAGGGAGAUGAUGUACGGAUGCGAUGCACGGCAGACGGAUUCCCUCAGCCUGAGUACAUCCUGUACAGAGUGGUGGGUGAUGAGGAGCACGAAAUCCUUACCAGUAAAGACGGGCUGUUGAUUUUGAAGGAUGUGUCGAGGAAUGACAGUGGUACCUACCGCUGUGAGGCGUUGGACUUUGAUGCUCCGCCAGAUGUGCUGAAGAAGGACAUCUCCAUCUUUGUACACUACCUGCAGCCUCCAGUACUGAACAGCAAAAGUCCCCUCAUUGUCCACCUGGGACAGGAUGUCGAGGUCUCCUGUUCCUCACGGGGCUCAGACACACCCAAGAUCAUUUGGAGGAAGGGCAAAGACCACCUCUCACACUCCGGGACCCUCAGCCUCAGAAAAGUGGGCUACAAGUCAAGUGGGACAUACAUGUGUGAGGCGAGUGUGCCUUCCAUCCGCGGGCUAGUCACAACACGGCAACUGAAGAUUCUCGUUGAAGGGAGACCCUCCAUGGAGACAACACCAUUGAAGGUGACGGUGCAGAAGGAAGGUGAGCGCAUCAUCCUCACCUGCUCCUCCUCGGGCCACCCCAGCCCCAAGAUCACUUGGAGUAUCGAUAAACAGCCGAUGGUGAGCUCCUUGGAUCAGAUGGUGGUCAGUAAGGUCUCUCUGCCUGUCAGUUCGAUACUAGCCCAGACCGGUGUGUUCUGUAAUGCCAGCAACAAGCAUGGAUGGAGCCAACGGCAUUUCCAGCUAUCCAUUGUUCCUCCCACCAGCAAGGCCCCCAUAUCAUCUGGAGGGAGCCAGGAGCAGGGGGCAGGAGGAGGUGUGGUGGUGAUCGUGGUCGUGGUCUGCGUGGUUCUGCUCCUGCUGGUGGUCGGCCUGCUCUACUGCCUGCACAGGAAGGGUAAACUGCGCUGUGGCGGCUCCGAGAAAACAGACACGGUUCACACAGAGGUCAGGAAUGAUGACAUCGUGGUGGAGAUGAAGACGGGCCAAUCAGCAGAGACCUCUGGGCUCCUGGGCGUUAACACAGAGAGGAGGCCCGGACCAGACAGGCGCUAGGUCUGGACCUGCUAACAGACCCAGGAGGAGCAUGGAGGAACUACAGACACAAGGGAUGAGGGAGAGAGUGAUUCUGUGGUAAGGGACCAGGCCUGUCUCCGCCCACCACUCUCUCACCAGAUGGACACCUUCCUAACACUGUCUUCUGUCAAAGCAGAGCCAGUCGAACUCCUUACCACAAACACUGGGCUGCGAGACUCUCCUCACUCUGACCCAACCCCAACGCAACUCAAGGCUGCAGCUCAGUCUAUGCUCCACACUGGACAUUAAGGGUCUGCCCACUGCUCCCCUCUACAGUUCGACCCUCAUGGGCACACACUGGCCAAAUGGGAUGCUGCAGAGGAUACCGCACUCUGUGACCCAGAAGUGUGUGAUGGGACAGUAUGCAGGGAGUUUCACUCUGUGUCUGACCCUGGGAGUGUGUGAUGGGAUGCUGUGAAGGGAACUUUAUUUUGCAUCUGACCCCAGGAGUGUGUGAUGGGACAGUGCAGAGGGAGCUUCACUCCAUGUCUGACCCCCAGGAGUGUGUGAUGGGACAGUGUAGAAGGAGCUUCACUCUGUGUUUGACCCUGCGAGUGUGUGAUGGGACAGUGCAGAGGGAGCUUCACUCUGUGUCUGACCCUGGGAGUGUGUGAUGGGACAGUGCAGAGGGAGCUUCACUCUGUGCCUGACUCCGGGAGUGUGUGAUGGGACGGUGCAGAGGGAGCUUCACUCUGUGUCUGACCCUGGGAGUGUGUGAUGGGACGGUGUGGAGGGAGCUUCACUCUGUGUCUGACUCCGGGAGUGUGUGAUGGGACGGUGCAGAGGGAGCUUCGUUCUGUCCGGCCCCGGGAGUGUGUGAUGGGAUGGUUCAGCGAGAGCUUACCCCUAUGACAGUGUGUUAACCAAUUAGAGUAUAUCCCUACUCUCAAACCUGUGCCUCUUGUUGAUUGGAGGAAGUCCUACCUGUACAGGAUAUAACCAUGUUGGUGCCCAAUUCCUCAGCGCCCAGAGUUUGUGAUGAUGAGAUCUGACUGCCAUCUUUCCACUGUUUGUGCUUGAUGUUUUUUUUAACGAGAGGGGACCCAGAUAGGGUUUUGAUUGCCUCACCUUCCCACUCCUUUCAUACUCAUUUCCUCAGUUCUGUGUCACACCCUGUGCCAGAGAGGUCAAUGGGGUUCUCCCAUCUGGACACCUCGCCAUACCUCAGCCUGCACUGACCACUGUGGGACUGUCUGUGCAGCUCAGUAACCCCGGCCUGACAAGCGGUCAAUUCCGUCCACAACCUUGAUUCCCACCUCCCUCACUUUCUCACCCCAUGGUCAUAAUACCCAUCCUGUAUGGUCCACUACCAAAUCUCUCCACUUCCUAACACCCCUCUCCCUCUCCAACACUCCCAUCCCCUUCCCUUUCUCCCCAACACCCAUCUCUUCCAUUCCCUCUUCUGUUCCCUUCUGUCCCUUCCUCCCCUCCUCCUCUCCCUUCCUGCCUCUCGCUCUCCUUCAGUGGGACUGUAUAUGCAUCGUGGGUGUUCAGCAGACACAGUGGAUCUCCCAUCCAAUUUAUCACCACUCCUGCCCCUCCCUCCCCUGCUUCCCCAGCACCUUCCCCUACCCAAACUCCUCCCUUCCUGCCUGCCUGACCCCUCGUCCUACCCCCACCAUCAAACCACCAUUGACUGGGGCUUUGAACCCAUCUGGUAUCCUCUCUCAGCCUGUGUCGUGCUCUGUAUAUACUGUGUGUUGUGUAGAGUUGGGUUGUGUAAUAGACAUUGGUGUAACAAACAUCAAAGUAACAGACGUUGCUGUACCAGACAUUGGUGUAACAGAAUCUAUUAACAGACACUGGUGUAACAGA
Messenger RNA from Mobula hypostoma (lesser devil ray), 3825 nucleotides. Its product is annotated as basal cell adhesion molecule-like. Lineage: Eukaryota; Metazoa; Chordata; Chondrichthyes; Myliobatiformes; Myliobatidae. The record is from RefSeq and is a predicted model, not a curated record. Gene Ontology annotation, cellular component: plasma membrane. The transcript is spliced from 16 exons. The coding region runs from base 145 to 1989 and encodes 614 amino acids. Gene Ontology annotation, molecular function: laminin receptor activity.